AUGGUUACAAAAAGUAGUUUACGUGAUGCUAACUACAUAUACUUAGUUGGACAUCCAUCAUCUCAAAUCGUCGGUAGUAAAUUGCCGUCAAUUCAACAGGUGUUAUCUGUGUUUUUUUAUAAUAUGCGUGAGGUAAAGCUUAACAUAAAUGAAAGUUCUAAAUUAGUUAUAAAAGAAGUAAGUAUUUUCUGGCAAAAAGCACGUAUACCGAUAAAAGCAGAACAACACUGUAUUACAAAAUUACAAAAAUAUUACUAUGAAUGGAGAGAUUUACAAAAAUUGCAGCACAGAAAAACUGAAACACAACUAAAAAAAAAUGAACAAUUUAUUUCGAUAUUAAAUGAUCUUUUUGAUAUUGCACAAGCUGAUGCACUGAAUAUUAUAAAGAUAGAAGAAGAUAGAUCAUUUUUAAUUUCUCAAAGACAAAAAAACCGUCCUGGAUCAAUGAUUGGAGUUGAUUUAAAAAUUACCAGAAAGGAAGAAAGGGCUGCAGAACGACUGAAAGUAUUUGAAGAAAAUAGAAAACGUACUUAUAGUGAAAUGGAAAUAGCUAAUACGUUUCGAGACACCACUUUGUUGUCUGACGCGUCCACUAGCGAAGAUGAAGAGGAUAUGAAUCAACCUGGUCCAUCUAAAUCACCAACAGACUGCACAAAAAAAGUAAGAGGCAAUACAGAUUUUAUAACGGCAAAACUUGCGGCUGCAUUUGAUAGAUGUAAAAUUAGCGACAGAGAUGCGGUUCAUAUUUUAAUUGCAACUGCAGAAGCAUUAGGUAAAGAUUUAAAUGAAUUAGUUAUAAAUAGAACUUCAAUUCGGCGUUCACGUUUAUGUCUUCGAAAAGAACGUGCUGAAAGUAUUCGUAAUAAGUAUAAAAUAUCAAUCGAUGAUUCAAUAACUAUUCACUGGGAUGGGAAACUUUUACCGGCUUUAACAGGCAAGUAUAAUGUGGAUAGACUUCCAAUUGUAGCUUCAUGUAAUGGUAAAGAACAAUUACUUGGAGUUCCGGCUCUUGAUACCGGGACAGGAGUUGAUCAGGCUAAUGCAAUAUUUCAAACACUUGAAGAUUGGUGUGUUACAGAUAAUAUUCAAGCAGUAUGCUGUGAUACAACUGCCUCCAACAUGGGUCGUAUAAAAGGUGCCUCUGUUUUAUUGGAGCAUUUACUACAGCGUAAUAUUUUAUACGUGCCGUGUCGGCAUCAUAUUUUUGAAAUUGUAUUGAGAAGUGUAUUUGAAGUGAAAUUUGGUAUAACUACAUCAGGUCCAGACGUUCCAAUUUUUAAACGAUUUAGAGAAUUUUGGUCAAAUGUAAAUACUACAAAUUUUGAAUCUGGUAUCAAAAAUGAAUAUGUUGAAAAAUUAUUGCACAACGUUAGUACAGAAAUAAUAGAGUUUUGUAUUAGUUAUUUAAAUAAUAGGCUCCCCAGGGAAGAUUAUAGGGAACUGUUAGAGUUAACCAUAAUUUUUCUUGGAGGAGUACCACCACGAGGACUCUCAUUUAAAAUACCUGGAGCCAUACACCAUGCACGGUGGAUGGCCAAAGCAAUAUACUGUUUAAAAAUAUAUAUAUUUCGAAAACAGUUUGAUUUAAAACAACGAGAAGAAAUAUCUAUUGCUAGUAUAUGCGUGUUUAUUGUUAAAUUAUAUGUAAAGGUUUGGUUUAAAGCUCCUCUAACUUCAUGUGCGCCACUGCAAGAUUUAACAUUUUUAAAAGAUUUAAUAAAAUAUCAGUCAGUCGAUAAGAGUAUUUCAGAUAUAUCCAUAAAAAAAAUGUGUGGGCAUUUAUGGUAUUUAUCUCCAGAAGCUGCAGCAUUCUCAUUUUUUGACGAGGAUGUCUCCGUGGAAACAAAGAAAAAAAUGAUAACGGCUUUAAAUACGGACUCCGAAGACGAAUUCAGAAAACAAUAUAUUCUCAAACCAAACCAAGUUGAUUCAAUUUUAAACAAAGGUCUUGAAGAUUUUAUAUGUUCAGAAUCUAUGACACUAUUUAAUCGCUUCAAAAUAAAUACUGAAUUCCUAAAAAUUGAUCCGUCAUCUUGGCAAAAUAAUGAAAACUACAAAAAAGCUGCAGCUAUAAUUAAAAAUAUACCUGUUGUCAAUGAUGUUGCUGAGCGAGGGGUUAAACUAAUAGAAGAGUAUAAUGACAAAAUAACAAAAGACGAAAGCCAAAAACAAUAUUUACUGCAAGUUGUGUACGACUAUCGUAAAACAUAUCCAGACUCAAGAAAAGGAACACUAAUGAAGAAAUAA
This is a messenger RNA of Macrosiphum euphorbiae (potato aphid), 2247 nucleotides long. The record is from the annotation of a GenBank genome assembly. NCBI's taxonomy places the organism in Eukaryota, Metazoa, Arthropoda, Insecta, Hemiptera, Aphididae.